Molecule: messenger RNA, 314 nt
Organism: Dentiscutata heterogama
Lineage: Eukaryota; Fungi; Glomeromycota; Glomeromycetes; Diversisporales; Gigasporaceae
Source: the annotation of a GenBank genome assembly
GGGCAGUUGCAUACACCGCGAUAAACGGUCUCUUAAUCGGAGGUGCACUUCUUGUGCUCAUACCUGUAUUUAUAAUUACGUUAGUCACAGCGGCGACUAUUACUUGCAUCAUCGCUGUUUGUAGAGGAACCGUGUGGACUGUACAACUAGGAGAGACAUUCUCACGCGUUAGGACAAGUGACAAUACUAGUGAGGAAGAAAGUAUAUAUGAAGAAGAUAUGAAACAAUUGGAAUGUGCGAACACAAUGAAACGAUUGGUAUUUAUAGAUAAAUUGAAUAGUUAUUUUAGUAGAGCAAAAAGAGUUCCUGGGGCG